GUCACUCCUAAUCACUGUCAACCAUCAACGGCCGUGAUUGAGAGCGUCCUGCGACUACAAACAAUUGUCUCUUUUUCCUUUCAUGAGAAGUUUGGAGUUGUUGUCAAACUUGGACCUUAUAAACCAACACUGGAUUUACAUUUGAAGAAAAACAAGUUAUUUUCAUGUCAGAGUAAAGUGGAGUACUUAUCAAAUCUUUACAAGGAAAUACUAAACGUCGCAAGGAAUCGCAAUAAUGUUUCUUUAUGAACUUGUCUCACACGUCAGCAUAUGUUUCGCAUAUUUAUAAACUUAAGCAUGUAACCUCUUGUUGCAUUUAGUAAGAAGAACAUGCCUCUGUUCCUUAGUAAAAGCGUCCAGAUUUCCUAAAGACUCAGGAUUUGCGUUUCUCCUCUAGUCCAGUUAAGUUCUUCAACUGGUUUUGACUCAAAACUGAGUCUCACCUCAGUUAUAUCAGCCGCCCACAAGAGCUGGUCGACUUCAGUCAUGAAUGUGCCAAGGUGCUCUGGAGUUUGCGCUAUGAUGAGACUUCUGGCUCUGUUUAUACACGUUAUGUCAACGACAGCAAAGAGACACGUUGUAUACUGGAACUCUACAAAUACACGGUUAACAGGAGAUGAUUACUCUGUCCAGGUCAAUCUGAGUGAUUAUCUGGAUAUACUGUGUCCACACUAUCCUACCAACCACCCGUCGAGCAGCCCUGUGGAGGCUCUGGCUCUCUACCUGGUGGCUGAGAGCCAGUUCAAGGGCUGCGUGGAGACUAAAGAGGCCAUUAAGAGAUGGGAGUGCAACCAGCCGUUCGCUCCCUAUGGCCCUGUCAGAUUCUCUGAAAAGAUCCAGCGCUUCACACCCUUCUCCCUGGGCUUUGAAUUCCUGCCCGGAAGCCAUUACUACUAUAGCUCACUAUCCACAGACGACGGACCCCCCCUCCCAUGUAUGAAACUACGAGUCACUGUGUGCUGUCCACCGAGCUGGCUCUCAGACCCCUGCAGUUAUGUUGACCUUCCGCUCUGCUUGGCUGAUGCGGGAUCAGCAGGGAAUGCUGCCCAGUAAGAGUGGGAAUGGCAGUCCAGUCCGUAAGCCGUCCGACCCAAUUCCACCUCCUGCUUCACACACAUGCACAGACACGCACACCAACUCAGAAGCUGUCGAACCCAAUAUCCAAGUCCUGUCCUGGCCCCAAACCUGCCUUCUGGCCUCUCGCACUCUCUCUAACUUUUCAUGACACCAUUUGUACUUAUUCAGCUAUGAAAAUGUUCUAUGUUCGUUACAGGCUAGUUUGACUGGAGAUCAACAGCACUGUAUUUAAACAUCCAAGUUACUUUUUCAUAGUUGGAAAAGUGGGUAACCAUUGCGUUUGUUCCACAUAAAGUAAAUCAAACAAACUUUCUGUUGUGAAAUCAAAUUCUUGUAGCCUUUAAGGAGAUGUGUUGUGUAACCUUCAGGGAGAAAUAUCUAGUUUCUAGUUUGUGGCUGGAGCAGAAAAUGCUUGUGCAAUUGAUUUGAAAUGUUUGUAUGUGAAACAUAAUGAUCUGAGGUGGAUGUUAUUUAUUUUAGGAGCAAAAUUUGAUAAGGGAAGAUGGAGUUUUUUGUUGUUUUGAGGAGGAAAAGGUUCUUCAUUCAAUCAGACUAACAUUUACUUUAUCUGUGGUAGAUGCUUUAAUAAAUGCAUGGAAUGACAACUUUUCUCAUGCUCUCGCUUCAGAUGGUCCAUCUCUUUUAUCCCUCUCUACUCUUCCUCUCUAUCUUUUCCCCUCUUUUUCUGUUCUCUGACCGAAACUAAUCCUGACUAAACUGUAGCAUCCCUGCUUCUCCCUCCCUCCUUUUUUCUUCUUCUUUCUCCUCCUAGUGUUUAGUCGUUCCUGGAGUGGCACUAAUCUCCCCCACUCUGUUUCUUUUAGUCUUUUCCUUUCCUCCCUCAUUUUUAUGAUCUGUCGUUACCAGAGCAAAACUAAUCAGAGUCUUAUCCACUACACUUUCCCCGAGUCUCCACUCUCUUCAGACUCUGUCCAUGUCUGGGUUUCUCCUCAUAUUCCAUUCCAUCUGUCCAUUGCAUCAUGUUCCUGAAUAGUUAUAGACACAUCUAUUUAUAUUCAUACAUACAUAUUUGACCAUUUUUUAAGCAUUUUAGUUGACCGCUGUGCUUGGUUGGCCAAUUAACAUAAGUUUUCAUGCAUUCCUGUGACAGUUUUGUCAAGG
Molecule: messenger RNA, 2199 nt
Organism: Cyprinus carpio (common carp)
Lineage: Eukaryota; Metazoa; Chordata; Actinopteri; Cypriniformes; Cyprinidae
Gene: efna4
Product: ephrin A4
Exons: 4
Coding region: 487-1053 (188 amino acids)
Biological process (GO): axon guidance; ephrin receptor signaling pathway
Cellular component (GO): plasma membrane
Molecular function (GO): ephrin receptor binding
Source: RefSeq, a predicted model, not a curated record